AUGAUUAAGUCAUUGCGUAAGAAGAGACAUUCUGGUGAUAAUUCACCCAAACAUUCCAUCACGCGCAUAUCUUCCAACUCAAGUCCUACAGGUAGACUCAGCAGUGGGUCAGGGUCAGGUUCCGGGUCGGUGUCUGUUCCGUUGGCUUCAGCAUUUGAUCAGAAUGGGGGGGCCUCCUUACUAUUACAAAGUCCAAAGAAAGUUAUCAGGGCUCUUUAUGACUAUGAACCUCAAGGACCUCGUGAAUUGCGGUUUAAAAAGGGUGAUUUCUUUCAUGUACUCAAUGAUGACGAAGACACCAUAGCCAAUCAAAAUGGCUGGUGUGAAGCAACAAAUCCCAUGACCCAAACCACAGGAAUGGUACCAAUGGUGUAUUUUGAAGUAUUCAACAGAUCAAGACCCUCAAUCGUCACAGACAACAAGAACAACAAUAAUAAUGGUGAUAGAACGUCUCCAAUGGAUCGUCAUAGUAGUUCCAAUUCGAGUAAUUCAUCCUCUGGAGUCAAACUGCGAAACUCUAACCAAGCACUUUAUGCUCUCACUCUAUACCCAUUUAGGGCAGAGAGAGAUGAUGAAUUGGAUGUUGAUCCUGGUGAAAAUUUGGUCAUUUGUGCUCAUCAUGAAUACGAAUGGUUCAUUGCAAAACCCAUUAACCGAUUGGGUGGUCCUGGACUUGUACCUGUUUCAUAUGUGAAGAUUAUAGAUUUAACUAAUCCUUUGGCUACAUCUUCUACCUCCUCUAAUUCUGACGAAGACAUACGAAAGCUUAUUGAUAAUUUCAAGAUCCCCACAGUUGAGCAAUGGAAAGUCCAAACUGCCAAAUAUCAAGCUUCUACUAUCCCACUUGGAUCAAUUUCCAAUACUAGCCAACAAGCUCCACAUUCUGCCAACUCUCAAUACUUUGAGAACCCACUACAACAAGAUCAUAAUGACAACGAUAAUCAUAAUAAAGCAGGUGGUAUACCGGGUGCCAUUCCUAAUAGCAGCAUUUCGUCUGAACUGUCGAUGGCAUCUGUUGUGGAGGCCAGUGUUGACUCCUACCAACUUGAUCAUGGCAGAUACCAAUAUCUUAUAUGUGCGAAAUUGUCCAAUGGGAAAGUAAGGUAUCUUUACAGAUAUUAUCAAGACUUUUAUGAUUUACAAGUGAAAUUGCUUGAGUUGUUCCCCUUUGAAGCCGGGAAGAUGGAGAAUCUGAAACGGAUCAUCCCAUCUAUUCCUGGUCCGUUGAUAAAUGUCAAUGAUCAUAUUUCCAAACUACGUCGUGAAAAGUUGGAUUACUAUUUGAAGAACUUGAUAGCAUUACCGGAUAAUAUUUCCAAAUCUGAAGAAGUGUUACAACUAUUUGAAUUGGUAGAGAAUGGCUUUGAUCGUGAGAUUCUGAGUAACGAAUCAACUACCAAUAGUAAUGCUGUUAAUUCAUAUUAUCCUACAAACAAUAAUAACAAUGUUAUAUCCCAAAGAAGAAGGUCACUGAAACCUAUCAGUUAUCAAUCUAACUACCAGCAAGAACGAUUAUCACAAUAUUCAGCUUAUCAUAUUACUGCAGCAGAUGUUAAUACACCCAACUCUCAGGAAUCACUUAAUCAGUCAAGAUCGUCUUCCAUUGUACUUGCCAAUUCCCAACAAACACAACAGACACAACAACAACAAGCCACAGCCACAUCCACUGAGAUGGCGAAAGUUAAGGUCAAAUUCUAUUACGAUGAAGACAUAUUUGUACUUUUAUUACCAGUCACAUUGCGACUCCAAGAUCUCCACGCCAAGUUAUUUAAACGAUUGAACUUGGACGAAGAGACGCAAACCCACAACAAUAUCCACAUGUACCUCAAGAAGGACUAUGACGGUUUAGUGGAAGAAACACUCGAUAUCAAAGCCCAAGUAGUAGCACUUGAAAACCAUGAAAUUAAUACCGAUGAAAAGUUUGGUGAUAUCUUGAUGGAUAAGUGUAAAGUUGUAAUAUUAGUUGCUUAA
Molecule: messenger RNA, 1971 nt
Organism: Lizanozyma spartinae
Lineage: Eukaryota; Fungi; Ascomycota; Pichiomycetes; Serinales; Debaryomycetaceae
Gene: BEM1
Product: phosphatidylinositol-3-phosphate-binding protein
Exons: 1
Coding region: 1-1971 (656 amino acids)
Molecular function (GO): protein binding; phosphatidylinositol binding
Source: RefSeq, a predicted model, not a curated record